Messenger RNA from Nothobranchius furzeri (turquoise killifish), 4865 nucleotides. The record is from RefSeq and is a predicted model, not a curated record. NCBI's taxonomy places the organism in Eukaryota, Metazoa, Chordata, Actinopteri, Cyprinodontiformes, Nothobranchiidae.
UAACAGCCGAGCGAGCAGGAGUCAGAAACCGAGCGCGCAGAGAGGCUGCCGCGCGCGCACGUUUUCCUCUGCCGUGUGCUCGUUGACAACGCGCGCACGCAGGUUUGUCACUUGUGCACAUCCUUGUGCGCUCACAGACACAGUUUGCUCCCUCUCAGUGCACAAAUGACCUCUCGCCAUGUAUAUUUCCGCUCGCGAGUCCCGUUCACACGCGCGCUGUGGACCCAAUGCGCGUGCACGGGUUGUGGCACGGGUAUGACGCGAUAUUCUUUGUGCUUUGGACUUUUGGUGCAUCCUCCUUAAAAUAAAGGAAUUGUUUUCUUUAACCACUCCUGCCUUGAGUCGUUCUGGGAAUUCUGCAUCUUGGGUCCAAACCUCCUGCUCCUCAUUUGCGUCCUGGCUUAUUUUAUUGCAUUCCACUAGUGGUUUUAAUAGGUUUUUAAUGUUCUUUUCUUUUCUUCUGUCGGGUCUUUUUCAUGAUUGCGUAUGUGUUGCUUUCACAUUGUUUCCAUCUUCUGUUCACAUGUUUCCGUGUCCAUUUCUGUGGUUCUGCCUUUGUCCGCUGGUAGGAUCGUUACUGAUGUGUGUUUAGAGCAUUUAUAGCUUUUUGUUCUUCUCUUGUGAUUUUAUUUUGAUGUAAUUCUGUGCCUUCAAAAUGCCUGCAACCUCAUUUCUUAGCUCUGCUUUUUCCCCUCUUAUUUUAUUUAUUUACAUGCUAUUUCUGUAGCUAAAAUGAACUCUUCUUUUGGUAUUUGUUUGGGUGUGACUGCAUAGUUUAAUCCUUGAUUUUAGACUUCCUGUUCGGUUUUUGAUAGGGUGUGUGCCGACAGGUUAUGUACCCAUUUGUUGUUUGUUGUCUCGUCUUUUUUCCUUCCUUUUUUACUGCCUGUAAAAGACUGCGUGUCAUGUUUUUGAGGUUUUCCAGUUUCAUUAUUUGUCAGGUUUUUGUUUUUAUUUAUUCCUCUUGGUGUGUGUUUUUCAGGUGUGUGUUGAUGGCGUGUGGUGUGUUUCGUCUGGGCUUGGAAAUUGUUGCGUGAAGUAUUUUUUCCGCUCCUGGAUUUGCAUGUUGACUUUGUCUAGCUUGUUGACCGUGCAUCGUAUCCUUUCUGUCAUUAAUGCUUUCUUUGUUCUUUCCAUGAUUUUUUUGGCGUUGUUUCCUGGGAUCGGGUUCUUGAUGUUCAUCCUCUUGAGUGUGAUGUUCUCAUCUCCGCAUCGCAGGUUGAAUACUAGAUGGUACGCCGGAAACGGGCCCGUGUUUUUUCUAGCCUCUCCAAGCGGUGAAGAGCCUUGACUCCACUUUUUCCAAAACUCUCUUGUGAAUCGUUUACAACGUUCAUUAAGACCAGGCUCUCAGGGACUCCAGAAUGACCAGCAGUGUGGCAAAGGACCCGCUGGAGGUCCAGCAGAUCUGCCGCCUUCUCCAGUUUGUGUGUGAAGGCAACAGCGUGUGGAUAGAGAAGAUGUUGAACCUCGGGGUGGAAAAUCUCAUAAAUCUGACUGAGCCGAAGGAGAACAGAGGGGUGCUUCAUCAGGCAGUUUCCACCGGGAAAGAAGAGCUCAUUGACCUCCUCCUGUCUAAGGGAGCAACGCCUAACGUUCAAAACACACAGGGCCAAACACCAGUCAUGUUAGCAGCUGAGAGGGGGAACCACAUAAUGAUGACCAAGCUGAUCCAGAAACAAGCUGACAUGAGGCUCCUGGAUGCUGAGGGCAGAGGUGUGCUGUUCUACUGCAACUACCCCACCAGGUACCACAUCCGCUGCCUGCAGCUGGCUCUUCAAAACCAGGCAGACAUCAACAAUGUGUCAAGAAACGGCGAUCACGUCUUCCUGGUGAUGUGUAAGAAAGCUCAUGAGGUCACACCACAGUGUCUUAUGAUGCUAGACGCAGGCGUUGACCCAAACACCGUAAACCAGAAAACAAGAAGGACAGCGUUAAUGGAGGCAGCCCAGGUGGGAUCCCUGCAGCUUGUUCGAGCCAUUCUCAGGAAAGGGGGAGACCCCAGCGCUGUGGAUAAGAAGCACCUCACCGCAGCACACUAUGCUGCUAUGGGAGGCUUCCUUCAGGUGAUCCAGGUGCUGAGUGCAUACUUUGCUGAUUUUAAUGUGAUUAGCUAUGAUGGGUGCACACCUCUACACUAUGCAGCUGCUGAAGGCAAUGCCAGUUGCUGCAAGUUCUUAGCUCAAAGAGGUUGUGACCCUAAACUAAAGAACCAGGCAGGUUUGCUGCCACUUCAGAUCGCCAAAGACUCCAACCACCAAGCAGCCGCCAAGCAGCUAAGUGAGGCAGGAAAGCAGCACAGCAAAGGCCACAAAUCAGGUGGCAGUCUCCUGUCAGCUCGGUGGUUCCUGACCCUCCAUGACUGGUCCAAUGAGUUUGAGGCUGACUUACGAAAAGCCUUUGAGAGCAGAGACACGGUAACUAUCGGGACAUUUGUCUCUGUGUUGAAGGAGUUAAAUGCUCCUGUUGAGCCAGAUCACCUCCAAACAGUCAUCGCAGCUCAUGACCAGAGAAGCGAAGGUCACAUCAAUGUAACGGACUUCAUCAAAGGUGUUAAGUACAUAAAGAAAGAGUUUGUCCUGUCCUCCUACAUGCCAAAAACACCCGUGGAAAAACAAGGGAAAAAAGGAGGAAAGAAGAAGGGUGGCUAUGUCCCUCCCUUUCCUAUUUGUACUCUUCCACGAGAGCUUCAGCGCCGACGUCCAGAUGGGGGCCCGCCCUUAUUCAUGAUUGAGGAUGCCUCCAACCACUCAGACACCAGUCGCUUUUACAGCGAUCACCCACCGGAACAUCCCCUGAUGAACGAUUCAGGAUGGUACAUGGAGACGCCAGAGAAAACCUACGUCAAUAUCAAUUUCUGUGUGAGAAGAGGAGACUUUGCUUCUUUGGACCUUGCAUUCAGCAAGGAGGUACCAGUGGAUGUUCAAGAUGAGUAUUACAAGACACCACUAAUGGUGGCCUGCUCCAUUGGGAACAUUGAGAUGGUGCAGUACCUCCUUCGUCGCGGGGCUCAUGUUAACAGCCAUGACGAGUUCCUCUGGACACCCCUUCACCACGCAGCAUUUGAAGGACACCGGGACAUCGUUGAACUUCUAGUUCUAGAGUACGGCGCCUCUGUAGAUGUUCGGGAUCUCAGCAGAAGCACACCUCUCAUGUAUGCCAUCCAGAGAGGUCAUCCCUCAUGUGUGGACUUCCUCAUCAAGGAGGGCGCCAGUGUGACUGCAGCGAGCAAGUCAGGAGAAAACUGCUUGCAAAAGGCGAUAGCAUUUGGAAACUCAGAAGUUAUUGAUUUGGUGAAAAACAGUUUGGCUUCUCUGCCUAAAUCCCGCACCACUGAGAAGACAAAGAAAGGAACACCAAAACCAGAUAAACAGAAGAGUUUUGCUGCUGCGGGGGCUCUGCACACAAACACACCGGCUGUAACUUCAGGAAACACUCCAACACAGAUGGAUUCCAAGAGUGUCGUCGUCAUAAACAACAUGAUCGCUGCAGGGAAGGUCAACCGUGUGGACAUCAGCUUUGUGCCGAAAACGGUUUGGGGGAAACCACCUUCGACCAGCCAGCUGAUGUCAAAGAUGGAGAGACGAAGGGAGCGCAUAUCUCUUGAUUUUGAUCGUGAUGACUUGUUGGUGCCUUUCAGCCGCAGCACCCAGAGAAAGGUACUGGGGCUAACAAAAGUCUCAUCAGCAGGUAACUCUGGCAUGACCAGUUAAAGCUUCUUUCCGGAGUAGUUCUCUUAUCCGAUGGCACCAUCUAGUGGCUGACAAGCAUAUCACACUCCGUCCAUUUUUUUUAAGAUGGCGACUUCAUGUUUCUGCUUAUGAACGUGCUUCUGUAGCCGACAAACAGCUAAAACACGUUGUUUUACGAGUAUUAUUCUCAUGUCAUGUUGUGUUCUCAUAUAUUUAUGUUUUAGAGACUUUCUUGUCUGUGUAAAGUUCAUCAACUCUGCAUCAGCCGAGGUAUUCCUUAAAUGUGAAGCAAGUAAGCGGUAGUCUAACGCUAUUGGUUAGUUCUGGUCGGCGCUCAGUUUCCUAUAGCACGGAGCUCUGCGGGGCGGGGGGUGUGCUUAGCAGAAAAAAAGAAAAUUGACAUAUUGCUUAUAUUAUAUCACAGUACAUUUUAAGAUAAUCACUUUUAUGGAUUUCUGACAAACCAUACAUAAUUUCUGAAAGGGGAAAUCUCCGGAAAGCUACUUUAAGUGGGACACUCGUCUGCAGCAUCUCAUUCUUCUGCACAUUGAACUUCCUCUGUGUCUGAAAUGAGCAACAUAAAUAAAGCUGCUGGCCAGUGAUGCAUGUGACCUGAUGUUGAUUCAACCAAAUAAAAAUCCAACUGGAAAUGCAGUUUUGCAUAAAUGUACAUCAAGAAAACAACCUUGAUAUGCAUGGCAUUACAAAUAAAAGGUCACUCACCACCAGUGUUGUUAUUCAAUCUGUCAUCUGAGCAGAGAGUUUCUCUAUUUUUCCAAUUCAAGAGGAUAGUUUUCUUAGCGAUGCAUAUGGCAGUCAGAACCACGUGAGCCAAAGAUGUUUCAAUCGGGACAUCGUCCAGGUUUCCCAGUAGACAAAGAGAGGGGGUGGUUGGGAUAUGACAUUUCAGACAUUUUGACAGAUCCUCACAUACUCUACCCCAAAAUUCCUGGACAGGUGGGCAGGACCACAGUGCAUGAACGUAAUUGUCAGGAACGUUGUUUGUGCAGUGUGUACAGGUGUCAGACGACACAAACCCCAUCUUGAACAUCCGAUGACCUGUAUAGUGUACUCUGUGUAGAAUUUUGUACUGAAUUAAUUGUAAAUUGGGGUGUCUGAUCAUUUUAAAAGUUAUUAAACAAGUUUGGGACCAGAAGUUCUGGUCAAAGCUGA